AUGGAAUUUAAGAAAUUCAGUGGGCAUCGAUGGGAGAUUUUUACCCAGCACCGUACGGAGACGGUGGCGAAGGUAAAGGAGUUGAGGACCUUUGCUAAUGUGAAUGGAAAAGAUGAGAAGUUGUUGGCCCGAGCCAGGUGCUUGAUGGAAAACGCCUACGCCCAGCAGAUUCAGAACAAUGCAUUGGUCAUGCUGGUAGGCAGGGCUGGUCUGGAUGUGACUAGGUACAUGGGUCUGCCGUUUGAAGGUGUUGCUGAAAUGGGAACGGUUGCGCCCUUAGGGGUGCUUAAGGCACCAGUGCAGAUGAAGAGUUGGCAUGAGCGAUUCUUGCAACCUGUGCUAAGGAUGUUGCUAGUAGGCUCACUGACAAUGAAGACGGGUGUAUUAGUAGGUCAUGAUACCAUGGUGAAGGAUGGCCUAAACUUGAUGUUGAACAGCAAAUGGAGAUCGGAUGGACUUUUUGCUACACGAGGCAAUGAGACCUUAGUUGGUAUCGAGAGCAGAGUUGCCAAGGAUGCAGGCGUUGGUCAAGCCGGAAACUGUGUUGACACCAAGACAAGGACGGCGGGUGAUGGCGUUGGCCCCAAAGCGUCGUCCGUGGAAAGCUAA
Molecule: messenger RNA, 609 nt
Organism: Sphaeroforma arctica JP610
Lineage: Eukaryota; Ichthyosporea; Ichthyophonida
Exons: 2
Coding region: 1-609 (202 amino acids)
Source: RefSeq, a predicted model, not a curated record